Messenger RNA from Brettanomyces nanus, 1278 nucleotides. RefSeq lists its product as uncharacterized. Gene Ontology annotation, biological process: folic acid-containing compound biosynthetic process. The record is from RefSeq and is a predicted model, not a curated record. Gene Ontology annotation, cellular component: cytosol; mitochondrion; cytoplasm. The transcript has a single exon. Gene Ontology annotation, molecular function: ATP binding; tetrahydrofolylpolyglutamate synthase activity; dihydrofolate synthase activity. Bases 1 to 1278 code for a protein of 425 amino acids. NCBI's taxonomy places the organism in Eukaryota, Fungi, Ascomycota, Pichiomycetes, Pichiales, Pichiaceae.
AUGCCUAUUGAUCUUGGAUUAUCUCGAAUCGUGAAGCUGCUUAAAGUUCUCGGCAACCCAGAUCUCACAGGUAACUUUAAGGCCAUACACAUUGCCGGCACAAAUGGCAAGGGCUCGAUAUGUACAUACUUAUCGCACAUUCUCUCCGAGAAUCAUAUAUCCAAUGGAAGAUUCACCUCCCCUCAUCUGUUAGUUCGAAGUGAUUCCAUUCAGAUUGAUAAUGUUCCUAUAGAUCCGGAGUCAUUCAGCAGUUACGAGACCAGGAUCAUUAAUAAAGACAAAGAAUUUAGUAUAGGCUGUACCGAGUUCGAACUACUCACGUGCGUAGCUUUUGAGAUUUUCAAAGAAAAGAAGGUGCAAGUUGCUAUUUUUGAGGUCGGAGUAGGAGGACGACUUGAUGCUACCAAUGUCCUUCAACCACAGAAGUUAAUGUGUACCGGUAUCGCUAAAAUCGGUCUGGAUCAUCAGAAUUUGUUGGGUAAUACCAUCGAGGUGAUUGCCACGCAGAAGCUUGGUAUACUGAAGGAGAAAGUGCCGUGCGUCAUCGAUGCAUCUAAUCAAGUCUCCAUACUAGAAUUGGCUCACCAGCGUGCAGCGGAAUUGCAUAGUCCUCUUUUUGAGGCUUCCAGUAACCUUGAUACUCAGUUUGGGUUCGGUAAGUUAGGCGAGUUCAAGACUCCUAUUCGCGGUAGUUAUCAAUACUGCAAUCUUUCCGUUGCCUUGAAGAUUGUCGAGGUGGUAAAAAACAGUGGUUUCCAUCAGAUUUCCAAAGAAGCCGUUCAAAGAGGUGUUUCAAAUACCAAAUGGCCUGGCAGAUUGGACGAGUUUGACCUUAGAAUUACUGCAACUCAAUCGAUACCUGUUUUAUUAGACGGUGCACAUAAUCCACAAGCCGUGACAGAAUUGGUGAAAUAUUUAGAUGGCUCGUAUCGUCAUUCGCAAUCCAAUCAGUCUGAGGACCUCAUCUAUGUAAUGGCUAUCAAAAAGGACAAGAGCUUACAGAGUAUGUUCCGGCAACUGUUCAGACCUCACGAUACUGUGAUCUUCACCCAGUUUAAAGGAGGUGUUGAAGGAAUGCCAUGGGUUUAUCCUACAACCCCAGAGUUACUUGAAAAAGAAGCUACAGGCCUUUCCCAGGAUAUGAGAGUUCGACCAUUACUUGAGGAUGCAUUAAAGGAAGCUUACGAGACACACAAAAAGACUGGCAAUAAAGUAGUCAUAUGUGGAAGUUUGUAUUUAGUUUCUGAUAUACUUAGACUGCACACGGCAAACCAGUGA